Messenger RNA from Xenopus laevis (African clawed frog), 1545 nucleotides. It is a transcript of the gene nucks1.L, whose product is annotated as nuclear casein kinase and cyclin-dependent kinase substrate 1 L homeolog. Gene Ontology annotation, cellular component: cytoplasm. The transcript is spliced from 8 exons. Gene Ontology annotation, biological process: interstrand cross-link repair; double-strand break repair via homologous recombination. The record is from RefSeq and is marked provisional. NCBI's taxonomy places the organism in Eukaryota, Metazoa, Chordata, Amphibia, Anura, Pipidae. The coding region runs from base 221 to 1102 and encodes 293 amino acids. Gene Ontology annotation, molecular function: single-stranded DNA binding; double-stranded DNA binding.
CAUUUUUUUUUUUAAUUUCAUUUUUUUCCACAAUAAGUAUUUAUUUCCCAGGCAUUUUGAAGAAAGAAAAUUAUACGACUCGGUCUAAUUGUCAACACCCUCCUCUAUCCAUCACCCCCGCCCUCCAUAAAGCGGCCACCGCGGGGGGUCUCGUACAAAGGAAGCCGCUCUUCCCUCUCUUCCGAUUCUCGUUGCUGCUCACUCGGAAUCUGCAGGAGCAAUGUCCAGGCCGGUCAGGAACAGAAAAGUCGUUGAUUACUCUCAGUUUCAAGAUUCAGAUGAUGAAGACUAUGGAAAAGAGUCUGCUCCACCUUUGAAGAAAGCACGUAGAUCUUCUAGAGAAGUAAAGGAAAAAAGGAGGUCUGGGAAAAAUUCACAAGAAGACAGUGAUGAAUCUGAAGAAAAGGAUACAAAGAAACCCAAAAAGGAAGGAGAUUCUGCAGAGGAAGACUUUGGCAGUGGAGAUGACUUGGCAGAGGGAGAUGGAAAGGCAGACAGUGAUUAUGAAAGUCCAAAACGGAGCAAAAAAGGCAAAAAACCUACCCCUGACAAGAAGAGAGCCUCCAAACAAAGAAAGAGAUCUGCACAAGAUGACAGUGACGAUGAAAAGCAUCGCAAAAAUGUCAGACAGCAGAGGCAAGCAGCAUCAAAAGCUGUGUCUAAACAAAGGGAGAUGUUAAUGGGAGAUGGAGGCAGUGAAGAUGAAGAACAAGAGGAGGAAGAUGAAGCACAAUUUUUGGAAAAGGAUUCUGGGAGUGAUGAAGAUUUCAUGGUAGAAGAUGAUGAUGACAGUGAUUAUGGCCGAUCCAAGAAGAAGAAAAAGAUUGUUAAAAAAUCUAAACCAGAAAGAAAAGAAAAGAGAGUACCUAAGCCCAGACUAAAAGCUACAGUAACACCCAGUCCAGUAAAGGCCAAAGGAAAAAGUCGUCCUGCUGCUUCUAAGGCUCCUAAGGAAAAAUCUCCAUCUCCCAAAGCAGAGGAGGAGGAAGAGGAGGAUGAAGAGCCAGUGACCCCGCCACCAGAGAAGAAGUCUACCAGUUCACCACAGGAAAAAUCUGGAGAUGAUGUGUCUGAUGAAGAAGCUCAGUCCACAGAAGACUAGCACCUUUCAGGGUGUGUGGGGAGGGACUUGGGGUGAGGGUGAUUGUCGGGAAAUUUUAUUAAAAAAAAAAAAAUACAAGUUAAAAAAGCAAAAUAAGCCUGUUGGGUUAAGAUCAUGACUUGGGCUACUGCUUGAUUCAUGCACCUCCAAUGCUGUCUUUCAUUUCUGUUUUAAGAGUUACUUGCGCUUUCUCAUUUUGUUUUUUAAAUAUUAUUUUAACCAGCAUAAGGUGAAACAUUUUUGCCAUCUUUGGGAUUAUUGAUUGUUGUUUCCAUUACCUGUGAAAUAAAGCCAUGCACAUUUUUAAUAAAUUGCAUUGCUGAGAAGUGUUUGGUGGGGGUCGGGUUGGAGAAGGACUUUUAUUUGGCUUAUAUAUUUUUUUCUUUUUUGUCAAAUGAAUUGUUUUUUGGUAACCUUAAUGAAAUGGCCUCUUUUAUUCAUUA